Messenger RNA from Cherax quadricarinatus, 1225 nucleotides. RefSeq names its product Enoyl-CoA hydratase, short chain 1 (gene Echs1). Gene Ontology annotation, biological process: fatty acid beta-oxidation. NCBI's taxonomy places the organism in Eukaryota, Metazoa, Arthropoda, Malacostraca, Decapoda, Parastacidae. Gene Ontology annotation, molecular function: enoyl-CoA hydratase activity. Gene Ontology annotation, cellular component: mitochondrion. The record is from RefSeq and is a predicted model, not a curated record.
UAACUAGUAAGAGUGAGGAUGAUCAGCAUGAGUGGCAGCAGUACCCGGCAACAUGGCGGGUGUAGCAAGACUCAGGCUACUACAACUAAGUACAGUUCUGCGUCCAUCAUUACUAGCUGCACAUAAUGUCAGGUGUCAUGGAGCUGCUUCAGCUGUUACUGCUCGUGUUAAGAGGCACAUGUGCUCUGCUCCAGCAUACAAACACAUCUUGAUCGAGAAAAAAGGAGAGGUUGGUAAUGUUGGCUUAAUUACACUGAAUCGACCAAAAGCCUUAAAUGCUCUAUGUGAUGCACUCAUGCAGGAAGUUCAACAGGCACUGGAAGACUUUGACUCAGAUCCCAGUAUUGGUGCUAUUGUUCUUACUGGCAGUGAAAAAGCCUUUGCUGCAGGUGCUGAUAUUAAGGACAUGCAAAACAAAGGAUUUAUAGACUGCUUUGGUGGGAACUUUCUCAGUACUAGUUGGGAUAGUGUGAGCAAAGUGAAGAAACCAACAAUAGCUGCUGUGAAUGGUUAUGCCCUUGGUGGAGGCUGUGAAGUAGCCAUGAUGUGUGAUAUUAUCUUGGCUGGGGAGAAAGCCAAAUUUGGUCAACCAGAAAUUAUAAUUGGAACAAUUCCUGGGGCAGGUGGUACUCAACGCCUUGUUAAAGCAAUCGGCAAGUCUCGGGCUAUGCAGAUGUGCCUGACAGGAGAUAUGAUAACAGCACAACAAGCAAAUGCAUGGGGACUGGUAAGUUCCGUGCACCCACCAGACCAACUCCUAGAUGAAGCUAUCAGACUUGGAGAAAAGAUUUCUCAACACUCUAAAGUGAUUGUAGCCAUGUGCAAGGAAUCAGUAAACAAUUCUUUUGAGCUACCCCUUAGUGAAGGACUCCACUUUGAGAAGAGAUUAUUCCAUUGUACCUUUGCCACUAAGGACCGCAGGGAAGGCAUGACAGCAUUUGUUGAGAAAAGGAAACCCAAUUUCACCGACAGCUAAGAUUCAUGAUUACAAGUGAACCAUUCUAACUUUUCACUAUUUAAAGAGAACAGGAAGGAGAAAUGCAUUCAACAACCCUAGAGUGGUGGUGUGUAUUGCGCAGCAAUAUUGUAUAUAUAGAUUAGGUAUCAAAUUGGAGUAUAAUGAAUAGUUAGAGGAUUAAUAUUUGAAUUUAUUUCUUAAUACUUUAAUUCAAAUUUUUAUCAGGUAUAUAGUGAUUUAUAUACAUAAUAAAAUAUUACUCAUUGA